Orycteropus afer afer is the source of this 774-nucleotide messenger RNA. RefSeq names its product keratin-associated protein 10-12-like. The record is from RefSeq and is a predicted model, not a curated record. Bases 1 to 774 code for a protein of 257 amino acids. Lineage: Eukaryota; Metazoa; Chordata; Mammalia; Tubulidentata; Orycteropodidae. Gene Ontology annotation, cellular component: keratin filament. The transcript has a single exon.
AUGGCUGCUUCCAACAUGUCUGUCUGCUCUAAUGACCUAAGCUAUGGCAGCCGUUUCUGCCUGCCCGGGUCCUGUGAGUCUUGCACCGACUCCUCUGGGAAAGUGGACAACUGCCCAGAGAGCUGCUGUGAGCCACCCUGCUGUGCCCCCACCUGCUGCCAGACCAACUGCUGCGCCCCCACCUGCUGUGCCCCAGCCUCCUGCCAGACCCUCAUCUGCACCCCCAUGAGCUGUGUGUCUAGCCCCUGCUGCCAGGCAACCUGUGGGUCCAGCCCCUGCCAAUCAGUCUGCACUAGCUCCUGUGAGCCUUCCUGCUGCCAGCAGUCUAGCUGCCAGCCUGCAUGCUGCAUACUCUCCCCCUGCCAGCAGGCCUGCUGUGUGCCUGUGUGCUGCAAGCCCAUCUGCUGCAAGCCCAUCUGCUGUGUGUCUGUCUGCUGCAAGCCUGUCUGCUGCGAGCCCGUCUGCUGCAAGCCCGUGUGUUGUAAGCCCGUCUGUUGUGAGCCUGUCUGCUGCAAGCCUGUCUGUUGUGUGCCUGUCUGCUGUGGGGCCAGCCCCUGCCCUGCCCCCUCAUGCUGCCAACCCUCUACCUGUACAACCUCCUGCUGUAAACCCUCCUCCUGUGUGUCCCUCAUCUGCCAACCAGUGUGCAAGCCCGCCUGCUGUGUGUCCACCUCCUGCUGUGCCCCUGCCUCCUCUAGUGUGUCCCUGCUCUGCCGCCCCUUGUGCAAGCCUGCCUGCUGUGGCCCCUCAUCCUGCCAGAAUUCCUGCUGCUGA